AUGAGGGGUGAUGAGAUGAGGGGUGAUGAAAUGAGGGGUGAUGAAAUGAGGGGUGAUGAGAUGAGGGGUGAUGAAUUGAGGGGUGAUGAAUUGAGGGGUGAUGAGAUGACGGGUGAUGAAAUGAGGGGUGAUGAGACGAGGGGUGAGGAGAUGAGGGGCGAUGAGAUGAGGGGUGAUGAGAUGAGGGGUGAUGAGAUGAGGGGUGAUGAGAUGAGGGGUGAUGAGAUGAGAAGACUGGGGCCCGAACCUCUGGGGCUGGGUGCCGAGCCUACAAGGCUGGGUCCCGAGCCAGAGGGGCUCGGCCCCCCCGAACCAGCCCCAUAA
Molecule: messenger RNA, 324 nt
Organism: Closterium sp. NIES-65
Lineage: Eukaryota; Viridiplantae; Streptophyta; Zygnematophyceae; Desmidiales; Closteriaceae
Source: the annotation of a GenBank genome assembly